Lontra canadensis (Northern American river otter) is the source of this 6221-nucleotide messenger RNA. RefSeq names its product transient receptor potential cation channel subfamily M member 3. Bases 231 to 5501 code for a protein of 1756 amino acids. The transcript is spliced from 27 exons. Gene Ontology annotation, biological process: protein tetramerization; monoatomic cation transmembrane transport. NCBI's taxonomy places the organism in Eukaryota, Metazoa, Chordata, Mammalia, Carnivora, Mustelidae. Gene Ontology annotation, molecular function: monoatomic cation channel activity. The record is from RefSeq and is a predicted model, not a curated record. Gene Ontology annotation, cellular component: membrane.
GGUUCGCGCAGGCUGUCCUUCUCCUUCCAAGCCGCGCAUCCCCUCCCCGAAGCAGCAGGCUGUGUGCCUUCAUUCAGCCACAUUUGGUAUGCAUGAGCACGGCUGCAGGGAGAGGGGAGGUGGCUUUCUUAAGAAGGUUCCGUGGCUCAGGCAACGCCACUUGACUAGUCUCCCAAGUUCCAGCAAGCCUCUGCCCUGAUGGAAUUUGCAGGUGUGGACAUGACCAUGGGAUGCCAAGGCCGUGGGGGACGGUUUGUUUUCUAGGCAUUGCUCAGGGUUGCCGUUUUUGGUUCUCCCGGUGGAAUUUGGAAGGGGUCAUGAAUCAGACUGAUGCUCCUCGUCCCCUAAACUGGACCAUCCGGAAGCUGUGCCACGCAGCCUUUCUCCCAUCUGUCAGACUUCUGAAGGCUCAGAAAUCCUGGAUAGAAAGAGCAUUUUAUAAAAGAGAAUGUGUCCACAUCAUACCCAGCACCAAAGACCCCCAUAGGUGUUGCUGUGGGCGUCUGAUUGGCCAGCAUGUGGGCCUCACUCCCAGUAUCUCCGUUCUUCAGAAUGAGAAAAAUGAGAGUCGCCUCUCCCGAAAUGACAUCCAGUCCGAGAAGUGGUCCAUCAGCAAGCACACACAGCUCAGCCCAACGGAUGCUUUUGGGACCAUUGAGUUCCAAGGAGGUGGCCAUUCCAACAAAGCCAUGUACGUGCGAGUGUCCUUCGACACAAAACCUGAUCUCCUUCUGCACCUGAUGACCAAGGAAUGGCAGCUGGAGCUUCCCAAGCUUCUCAUCUCCGUGCACGGGGGCCUGCAGAACUUCGAACUGCAGCCAAAACUCAAGCAAGUCUUCGGGAAGGGGCUCAUCAAAGCAGCCAUGACCACCGGAGCGUGGAUCUUCACGGGAGGGGUUAACACAGGUGUUAUUCGCCAUGUUGGAGACGCCUUAAAGGACCAUGCAUCCAAGUCUCGAGGGAAGAUAUGUACCAUAGGCAUUGCCCCCUGGGGAAUUGUGGAAAACCAGGAGGACCUGAUUGGAAGAGAUGUUGUCCGGCCAUAUCAGACCAUGUCCAACCCCAUGAGCAAGCUCACUGUUCUCAACAGCAUGCAUUCCCACUUCAUCCUGGCUGACAACGGGACCACCGGGAAAUACGGAGCUGAGGUCAAGCUGCGGAGACAACUGGAAAAGCACAUUUCUCUCCAGAAGAUAAACACAAGAUGCCUGCCGUUUUUCUCUCUUGACUCCCGCUUGUUUUAUUCAUUUUGGGGUAGUUGCCAAUUAGACCCAAUUGGAAUCGGUCAAGGUGUUCCAGUGGUGGCGCUCAUUGUGGAAGGAGGACCCAAUGUGAUCUCAAUUGUCUUGGAGUACCUUCGAGACACCCCUCCUGUGCCUGUUGUUGUCUGUGAUGGGAGUGGACGGGCAUCUGACAUCCUGGCAUUUGGGCAUAAAUAUUCAGAAGAAGGCGGACUUAUCAAUGAAUCUCUGAGGGACCAGCUGCUGGUGACCAUCCAGAAGACUUUCACGUACACUCGGACCCAAGCCCAGCAUCUGUUCAUCAUCCUCAUGGAGUGCAUGAAGAAGAAGGAAUUGAUUACGGUAUUCCGGAUGGGAUCAGAAGGACACCAGGACAUUGACUUAGCUAUCCUGACAGCUUUGCUCAAAGGAGCAAAUGCCUCGGCCCCCGACCAGCUGAGCUUAGCUCUAGCCUGGAACAGAGUGGACAUCGCUCGCAGCCAGAUCUUUAUUUAUGGGCAGCAGUGGCCGGUGGGGUCUUUGGAGCAAGCCAUGUUGGAUGCCCUAGUUCUGGACAGAGUGGAUUUUGUGAAAUUACUCAUAGAGAAUGGAGUAAGCAUGCACCGUUUUCUCACCAUCUCCAGACUAGAGGAAUUGUACAAUACGAGACAUGGGCCCUCAAACACAUUGUACCACUUGGUCAGGGAUGUCAAAAAGCGAGAAUAUCCAGGUUUCGGUUGGAUCUAUUUUAAGGGGAACCUGCCUCCGGAUUACAGAAUCAGCCUGAUAGACAUCGGCCUGGUGAUCGAAUACCUGAUGGGCGGGGCUUACCGCUGCAACUACACGCGCAAGCGCUUCCGGACGCUCUACCACAAUCUCUUCGGCCCCAAGAGGCCCAAAGCCUUGAAACUACUGGGAAUGGAGGAUGAUGUCCCCUUGAGGCGAGGAAGAAAGACCACCAAGAAGAGAGAAGAAGAGGUGGACAUUGACUUGGACGACCCUGAGAUCAACCACUUCCCUUUCCCUUUCCACGAGCUGAUGGUGUGGGCCGUCCUGAUGAAGAGGCAGAAGAUGGCCCUGUUCUUCUGGCAGCAUGGCGAGGAGGCCAUGGCCAAGGCCCUGGUGGCCUGUAAACUUUGCAAAGCCAUGGCUCAUGAGGCUUCAGAGAAUGACAUGGUCGACGACAUCUCCCAGGAGCUGAACCACAACUCCAGGGACUUCGGCCAGCUGGCUGUGGAGCUCCUCGACCAGUCGUACAAGCAGGAUGAGCAGCUGGCCAUGAAGCUGCUGACGUACGAGCUGAAGAACUGGAGCAAUGCCACCUGCCUGCAGCUCGCCGUGGCGGCCAAGCACCGCGACUUCAUCGCGCACACGUGCAGCCAGAUGCUGCUCACGGAUAUGUGGAUGGGCCGGCUGCGCAUGCGCAAGAACUCCGGCCUCAAGGUAAUUCUGGGAAUUCUACUUCCUCCUUCAAUUCUCAGCUUGGAGUUCAAGAACAAAGACGACAUGCCCUACAUGUCUCAGGCCCAGGAAAUCCACCUUCAAGAGAAGGAACCGGAAGAGCCAGAGAAGCCCACGAAGGAAAAAGAUGAAGAGGACAUGGAAUUGACAGCAAUGUUGGGACGCAACAAUGGGGAGUCUUCCAGAAAGAAGGAUGAAGAGGAAGUUCAGAGCAGACACCGGCUGAUCCCCCUGGGCAGAAAAAUCUAUGAAUUCUACAACGCACCCAUCGUGAAGUUCUGGUUCUACACCCUGGCGUACAUCGGGUAUCUGAUGCUCUUCAACUACAUCGUGUUGGUGAAGAUGGAGCGCUGGCCUUCCACGCAGGAAUGGAUCGUCAUUUCCUACAUAUUCACCCUGGGAAUAGAGAAGAUGAGAGAGAUUCUAAUGUCGGAACCAGGGAAGUUGCUGCAGAAAGUGAAGGUGUGGCUGCAGGAAUACUGGAAUGUCACAGACCUGAUAGCCAUCCUUUUGUUCUCUGUGGGAAUGAUCCUUCGUCUCCAAGACCAGCCCUUCAGGAGUGAUGGGAGGGUCAUCUAUUGUGUGAACAUCAUUUAUUGGUACAUCCGUCUACUAGACAUCUUCGGUGUGAACAAGUAUUUGGGCCCCUAUGUAAUGAUGAUUGGAAAAAUGAUGAUAGACAUGAUGUACUUUGUCAUCAUUAUGCUAGUGGUACUGAUGAGUUUUGGGGUCGCCAGGCAAGCCAUUCUCUUUCCCAAUGAGGAGCCAUCAUGGAAACUGGCCAAGAACAUCUUCUACAUGCCCUACUGGAUGAUUUAUGGGGAAGUGUUUGCGGACCAGAUAGACCGUAAGCAAGUUUAUGAUUCUCAUACACCAAAGUCAGCUCCCUGUGGACAGAAUGAGACCCGGGAGGAUGGCAAAAUAAUUCAGUUGCCUCCCUGCAAGACGGGAGCCUGGAUUGUGCCGGCCAUCAUGGCCUGCUACCUUUUAGUGGCAAACAUCCUGCUGGUCAACCUGCUCAUCGCUGUCUUUAACAAUACAUUCUUUGAGGUAAAAUCUAUAUCCAACCAAGUGUGGAAGUUUCAGAGGUAUCAGCUUAUCAUGACUUUCCACGAAAGGCCGGUUCUGCCCCCACCUCUGAUCAUCUUUAGCCACAUGACCAUGAUCUUCCAGCAUCUGUGCUGCCGAUGGCGAAAACAUGAGAGCGACCCAGAUGAGAGGGACUACGGCCUGAAAUUGUUCAUAACUGAUGAUGAGCUCAAGAAAGUACACGAUUUCGAAGAGCAGUGCAUAGAGGAAUAUUUCAGAGAAAAGGAUGACCGAUUCAACUCGUCCAAUGAUGAGAGGAUACGGGUGACUUCGGAAAGGGUGGAGAACAUGUCCAUGCGGCUGGAGGAAGUCAAUGAGAGGGAGCACUGCAUGAAGGCCUCGCUCCAGACCGUGGACAUCCGGCUGGCGCAGCUCGAGGACCUCAUUGGGCGCAUGGCCACGGCCCUAGAGCGCCUGACAGGUCUGGAGCGGGCCGAGUCCAACAAAAUCCGCUCCCGGACCUCGUCCGACUGCACAGACGCCGCCUACAUCGUUCGCCAGAGCAGCUUCAACAGCCAGGAGGGGAACACCUUCAAGCUCCAAGAGAGUAUAGACCCUGCAGGUGAGGAGACCAUGUCCCCAACUUCUCCAACCCUAAUGCCCCGUAUGAGAAGCCAUUCUUUCUAUUCGGUCAAUAUGAAAGACAAAGGUGGUAUAGAAAAGUUGGAGAGUCUUUUUAAAGAAAGGUCCCUGAGCCUACACCGGGCUACUAGCUCCCACUCUGUAGCGAAAGAGUCCAAAGCUCCUGCAGCCCCCGCAAACACCUUGGCCAUUGUUCCCGACUCUAGAAGACCGUCUUCGUGUAUAGACAUCUACGUCUCCGCCAUGGAUGAACUCCACUGUGAUAUGGACCCUCUGGACAAUUCCAUGAACAUCCUGGGGCUGGGGGAGCCCAGCUUUUCGGCUCCAGCACCUUCCACAGCUCCUUCAAGUAGUGCCUAUGCAACUCUUGCACCCACAGACAGACCUCCAAGCCGGAGCAUCGAUUUUGAGGACAUCACCUCCAUGGACACAAGAUCUUUUUCUUCAGACUAUACCCACCUCCCAGAAUGCCAAAACCCCUGGGACACUGACCCUCCAAUGUACCAGAGCAUCGAGCGCUCCAAAAGUAGCCGCUACCUAGCCACCACUUCCUUUCUUCUAGAAGAGGCCCCCAUUGUUAAAUCUCAUAGCUUUAUGUUUUCUCCGUCGAGGAGCUACUACGCCAACUUUGGGGUGCCCGUGAAAACAGCAGAAUACACAAGUAUUACAGACUGUAUUGACACAAGGUGUGUCAAUGCCCCUCAAGCGAUUGCUGACAGGGCUACCUUCCCUGGUGCCCUGGGAGGCAAAGUGGAGGAUCCAUCUUGCUGCCAUCCUGAGCGAGAAGCAGAACUGAGUCACCCCAGCUCUGACAGCGAGGAGAACGAGGCCAAAGGCCGCAGAGGCACCAUCACAGUACCCUCCCAGGAGGGUGAUAACUCGGACAGAACCCUGUCCAACAACAUCACGGUUCCCAAGAUAGAGCGUGCCAACAGCUACUCGGCAGAGGAGCCAAGUGCGUCAUAUGCACACACCAGGAAGAGCUUCUCCAUCAGUGACAAGCUCGACAGGCAGCGGAACACAGCAAGCCUGCGACACCCCUUCCAGAGGAGUAAGUCCUCCAAGCCAGAGGGACGAGGGGACAGCCUGUCCAUGAGGAGACUGUCCAGAACAUCCGCCUUCCACAGCUUUGAAAGCAAGCACAACUAAACCUUCUUAGUCAGCACUGCAGGAGGCUCAAGAAUCCAGCCCUGAAAUCCUCCCUGAACUCCACCUAUUCCCCUUCCUUGAAGCUUACCUGCUGUAUUCUUAGCUGAGCAAAACAAGCAAUGCCUUGGGAGGUGUUAGCUCGAAGGUGACCUCUGGGCCGCAGAUCAAGAAAGCACUUGGUCUAGCCCAGUGCCAAACACGGGGGCUUUAAGUCAUGUUCACACUCGAUGGGUAGGGUGGGAAAAGAGGGAGAAGAAGGGGUGCGGUGAGUGUGUAGGUCUAGCGACUUCAGAAAGCCAUGAGCUCUGGGAAUGAAGGGGCUUCAAGCACUCUCCAUGCCAGGAGGCAUCUUUCCAUUUCUGACCAUUAUCAAGAGUUUUAGGAUACAGGGCUAAAUUGCAAAAUAAGAUAAAAUAAAGUAGCCAGCAUACAAAUGAGAUAUUCUAAACUUCAAUUCUGUUUUCUUUUCACAUUGGCUCCAUCACUGGUGACUGAUGAAGAGCAUCCUUUUUAUUCAGUAUAAGCCGGCAGCAAGCAGUUCUACCUAACGUCCCACAUCCUUCUCAUGCCAACACUUCUGUAAUUGAUCAUUAUAAAGAAAAAACAAGGUAACAGUCAUAGUUCACCUGUCUCUUCUAUAUUCACUUCUGGUGCCACAACUGUUUAUCUUUUUUGAAGAAAAUAAAGGGAACAGAAAUGCCUUUUUGUGUUGCAAGCAAA